CCCCGGACCGAGCACAAGGAGCCCCGCUGCAGAGCAAGAGCAGCAGCAGCAGCAGGAGGAGGAGGAUGACCCGGCCCCGUUCUGGCUCCCAGGGGAAGCCGAGCAGGACCCUCGCCCUCCCCAGCCGCCCUCCUCCUCCUCCUCCUCGGGAGCCCAGGCGGACCUAGGCACAAAAGAGGAGAGACCUGAGCCGCCAGCCGUUCUGCUCCCAGGCUCCGGAAGCGAUGGGAGACCACACCGGCGGGUUUCGGCUGUAGGAUGGUAGCGCAUAGCAGCGUGACGCCUGAGCAUGGGAUUGCCGCCGAGCUGAGGAGCCGCCUGCAGCCACCGCCCGCCCGGGAGAGUUUGCACGGCCGUGUCCCCCGCGGCCAUGUCCAGCCGGGCUGCGUCCGAGGAUCCCGCGAUGCCACCCACUUCCCCACUUUCCGCUCCCAGGAGGACUUUGGCACCAUCACGCGCACCAGUGCCUUGCUGGAUGCCUGCGGGUUUUACUGGGGGCCACUGUCAGUCAGCGCGGCCCACGAGAAACUCAAAGGUGAGCCGGUGGGGACUUUCCUCAUCCGUGACAGCCGGCAGACAAACUGUUUCUUCACGGUCAGCGUCAAGAUGGCGGCCGGCCCCACCAGCAUCCGGGUCAUCUUCCAAAGCGGCCGGUUCCAUUUGGACGGGAGCAAGGAGAGCUUUGGCUGCCUCUUUGCACUCCUGGAACAUUACGUUGCCUCGCCUCGCAAAGUCCUGUCGAGGCCGCUGCGCAAAGAGCAGUUGCGGCCCUUGCAGGAACUGUGCCGCAAAAGCAUUGUGGCGACUUUUGGGAGAGAGAACUUGGACCGCCUCCCCCUUAAUCCCGUCCUGAAGGAUUAUCUGGAGUCGUUCCCAUUUAAACUAUGAGGAUUCAGUAUUAAAGUUGAGCGCACAACCAGAGAAACGGAGACCUGGGAAAGUUGCCCCUGUUUUCAAAAGGGCGGAUGUCCUUCCGUAACGGCGUCGCAGACCAGGCAGGAUGCGGAGAGUGGCGGUCGCAUGGGGGCCAGUGUGGCGAACAGCAUAGUUGUGCAUGGAGAUUUUGGAUGUGCGCAAGCGCGUGAACCGUGCAACAUGACACGAAAUCCGCUUGUUGGGAUUUUCCUCGUAUUGCUAAAACAGAUGGACCAUGAGCAAGAAGACGCGGUUAUUUUUGUGUAGCAGUUCUACUGUAUUUGAUGACUUGAGUCUUUUUCAACAAAUAAUGUUUACAAAGUUGGGGAGAGAAUGGGUUUUUUUGGGUGGGAAGACCGUUUGCACAAAGCGAGGCCUUUUUGGAGGCCUUAACUGGUCAUUUUCUGCUAUGCAGAACUUCCCUUCCUUUUAUUAUUCCUUAUCUAUUAUUGUUUUAUAAAAUAUUAAUGAAUGUUAUUGUGAAAGGGUUGUUGUUUUUUUAAAAAUAUAAAAACAAACAGACAAACAAACCGAAA
Messenger RNA from Sceloporus undulatus (fence lizard), 1451 nucleotides. It is a transcript of the gene SOCS1, whose product is annotated as suppressor of cytokine signaling 1. Gene Ontology annotation, molecular function: 1-phosphatidylinositol-3-kinase regulator activity. Gene Ontology annotation, biological process: phosphatidylinositol phosphate biosynthetic process; intracellular signal transduction. Gene Ontology annotation, cellular component: phosphatidylinositol 3-kinase complex. The transcript has 2 exons. The record is from RefSeq and is a predicted model, not a curated record. Lineage: Eukaryota; Metazoa; Chordata; Lepidosauria; Squamata; Phrynosomatidae. The coding region runs from base 259 to 888 and encodes 209 amino acids.